UAUAUAUAUAUAUGUAUAUAUACGAAAGAAGAAAUUAAGUUUAGAGUUCAUGGUCGUAGGUGUAAUGGCCAGUCCAAUUCUCCGACGAUCUUCCCCAAAUAAUGGCGAUCUGCAAAACCCUAAUCCCCAAAUUCCGACGGCGCCUCUCAGAUUCAGAGGAAUUCCAUUUUCCUGGGAGCAAAUCCCUGGAAUCCCUAAGCACCAAACCCUAAUUAGCUCCCACAAGAACAAAACCCGAUACUCCGGCGCCGGCGACGGCCAUCUCCUCCCACUGCUGCCGCCGCCGGCGGGAAGCUCCAUCACCAAGAAAACUCUCCGGCAGGAAGAGAAGCUCGCCGGCAGCAGGGUUCAGACAGACCCCUUUCUCGCAGCCCUGGUGGCGUGCUCCAACGACGACCGCCGCGAUCCCGGCGGCGGCGGAUCGAAUUCGAAGAUCACGAGGAGCUUGAGCGACAGGCUGGUGUUCAAGAACAUGUCCGCCGCCGUUUCUUGCAAGAGCAACUGCGCCGUCGCAGAAUCUGUUGUUUAUCUUCCAAGACAUCCAACCCCACAUUAUCUUCUCCAUCGUCGUCCUCGAUGAAUCAAUUAGUGAUCCAGAAAAAAUUACCUCGAAUAAAUCGGACAUGUGAGUGUAUUUGGAAGUAUAUGGGCAACAUGAUUCUUGGGAGCUCCUUGGACCUGAGCACCGAGAGAUACUUCCACCCGUUCCACGACUUCCGUGGCUGGUCUUGUAUGGAGUUGAUUGUUCUGGUGUUGGGCUCCUGGACCUUUUACUAGUCACGCCGAGUUAAUUUAUUUUAUUAUUAAUUAAUAGUUUAUAUAAUGUGACUGGUAAUCCUGCGUGUAUGUUUGUGUGGGAAUAUUAGGUAUAAAUUAUUACGGAUCUUAUGGUGAACAGGUCUAUCUUAAUAAUUUUGGUUCUAUUGAUUCUAUUCUUUAUGUGUAAUUAUUA
Andrographis paniculata is the source of this 952-nucleotide messenger RNA. RefSeq lists its product as uncharacterized. The record is from RefSeq and is a predicted model, not a curated record. The coding region runs from base 50 to 580 and encodes 176 amino acids. The transcript is spliced from 2 exons. Lineage: Eukaryota; Viridiplantae; Streptophyta; Magnoliopsida; Lamiales; Acanthaceae.